Molecule: messenger RNA, 2721 nt
Organism: Miscanthus lutarioriparius
Lineage: Eukaryota; Viridiplantae; Streptophyta; Magnoliopsida; Poales; Poaceae
Source: the annotation of a GenBank genome assembly
AUGGAGGCCGCCCUUCUGGGCGGGUUAAUCAGAGCCAUCGUGCCGAAGCUCAUCUCGCUGGGUCACGAGAGAUACAAGCUGCAAAAGAGCGUAGGCGAGGACCACGGGGCCGUGUCGGGCUUGCUCAUCGAAGACCUGCGCGAGCUGGCUUUCGGCAUCGAGGACUUCUUGGAUAGCCUUAUGUACCACACAAUCUGGAAGCAGCAGCCGGCCUCGUUCCAGAAAAUCGCUCGGCUCCCCAAGAUGCUGCGCGCUCGCCUGCAGUUCGCCGGCUCCGCCGAGCGGCGGCGGCUGAGGAACCUGACGACGGAGGCGUACGAGCGGAGGAAGAGAUUCACGGCGGGCACGGGCCCAGCACACCAACAGCCCUCGGCUGCUGCUGCGACGACUCCGAUGGGUGAGUCGCCGUCGUCGGUAUUCCAUCCGCGCAACGUCGGUGACACGGAUCUAGUGGGCGUCGACGGGCUCCGGGCGGAGCUCCUCUUGUUCAAGAGUGUGAUAUGUAGAGUAUGUGGUUCAAGGUAUUUAAUUGUGAUAGAUGACAUUCAAACAGAAGAUAUGUGGGGAAACAUCAAUUCAGCCUUCCCAGACAACAAUGGUUUUUCCAGUAGAAUACUGGUGACAACAACUAUUCAACCAGUAGCUAUCGCCUGCAGCUCCGCUGAAAGCUAUAUGCACAAAAUGAGAAGACUCGACGAGGGAUGCUCGAAACAAUUGUUCACCGUUAAAACUUGCCCAGAGGAAUAUUCCUGUUACAAGCAGCCGGAUUCAGAAGCAAUUUUGAAGAAAUGUGGUGGCCAGCCACUUGCUCUGAUCAAGAGAAAAAGUCUGUUGAGACUAUGGUUAGCUGAGGGAUUUGUUGAAUUACAACCUUCAACUACCACCCCGGAUUCUGCAACUGCUUUUGAUAUGCUCAAGCAUCGGAACAUCAUUGAGCCCGUUUAUAUAAGCAACAAUGAAAAUGUGAAGACAUGCCAAACUUACAGCAUGAUGCAUGAGUUUAUUUUGCACAUGUCAGUUUCUCAGAACUUUGUCACAUUGCUUUGUGAUGAGAUGACCGAACACAAAUAUGUUCGGCGUCUUUCUGUCCAUAAAAGUGCUGCUAUAGAUGGAAAUAAUUUGGACACCAAUGUUUUAUCUCUCGUUCGAUCUCUGACAGUUUUUGAGAAGCCUAGUGAAGGUAUUUUGGACUUCAGCAAGUAUCGCCUUCUGCGAGUCUUGGAUCUAGAAAGGUGUGAUGACUUGAACGAUAAUCAUGUCAAAAACAUAUGUUGUCUGUUGCUACUGAAAUAUCUGAGCCUUGGAAAAAAUGUUACCAAACUUCCAAAGGAUAUUUCAAAACUGACGCUUUUGGAGACACUUGAUUUAAGGGCAUCCAUGGUAGCUAAGCUUCGGGCAGAAGUCUUCCAUAUGCCUUGUUUAGUUCAUCUGUUUGGAAAGUUUAAGCUCCCUGAUGCAGUAGAUUUUCCAAAGCAAGGAAGAAGUGUCUUGCAGACGCUAGCAGGAUUUAUCGCUGACGGAAGUCAAAGUUACUCAAAACUUAUGGACCACAUGAUAAAACUGAGAAAGGUGAAGGUUUGGUGCGAGUCAUCAGUAGGUGCUGGUGGCACUGAGUGGAAUAGUCUUCAGGAAGCCAUUCACAGAACCUUUAAAAACUCCCUAAAUUGCCUAAAAGAACCCUCUUACCUGAGCUCAUUGAAAUUACAUGGUGAAUUGGACGCAUUACCUCAGUUUGUUAUUUCACUCCGUGGUCUCAAGGAGUUAUGUCUUUCAUCUGUUAAGUUUACAACUCGCUUUCUUGAAGCUUUGACUCAGUUGAGUGACUUGAAAUAUUUAAAACUGAUUGCUGACGACCUUGAGAAGUUCACCAUAAAAGCUAAGGCAUCCCCCAGCUUGCUGCGUCUUUGUUUUGUGCUGCAACAUCCAAAAUUUCCAACAAUUCAAGAAGGAUCUAUGAAACACCUCAAGACACUUCAGUUGGUCUGUAAGGAUCUACAUGGACUUUGUGGUAUCAAAAUAGAAUAUAUGAAACUCCUUAAGGAGGUUAUUCUUCAUGAUGGAGUUGAUCCACAUACAUGGGUAAAAUGGGAAGAGGCUGCGAAGGAACAUCCAAAUAAGCCAAAGGUUUUGCCAUCCAAAACUGUUGAAACUUCAAAAAGGAAUCCUACAGCCGAAAUUUCAAAAUGGGAGCCCAGAGAAAAUUCUGAUGUUUUGGUGCCACCCAAAAUUGAGUUCACAGAAAAUUCUGUCACGUCAAUAGGAUCCUUACAAGACAAGUUCACUAGUGUGCCAGUAAACCAAGAAUUAGAAUCAUCUGCUUUACUGAAGACACAUAGCAUUUGUGCUGUCCAAGCAAGUUCAGAUGAAGGAACGAAUGCUUCUUUCAAUCAUAUGGGAGUUUUUGAGGUUUCUCCCUUGACCAAUUUGUCAAAAACUGCUAGUAAUGCAGAAAGUGAGCCUAUGGUGGUUUGUGUUCCAGUAGAGCUAACCAAAGUUGAAUCUGCAAACAAUUCUGCUUCGACAGUUGAAACAAUAGAACAGACUGACACUCAAAUUCGAGUGAACCAACAAUCGGGGUCCAUUGAUGAGCCAAAGAGGCAGAAUACCGAUAUACAGAAUCAUGCUUUCAAGAGUACAGGGUUUUCCGAGGAUUCUCUUUCAACCGAGUUGUCAAUUACUGGGCACGACAUGGUGCCUUCUCAUACACUUCAAGGAUGCUGA